UGAAGUGUGGCAGACCGGCAAUCUAUUAAGAUUCCAAGGCCAAAAAAAGAAGAAGAAGAAGAAGAAGCAGACCAGAGUUUUUCAUCGUUAUAUUUUGUUUACACUGUAAAAGAACGUAAAAAGAAGGAGUUCGUUCAAAAUGCCGCCCAAAAAGCAAAAGAGCUACAUCAUUUUAGUAGCGAAUGUUGGUUGCUCUAGCUCAGAAAAAAUUCCUGGAGACAAUGAGAGCUUUUUAGAUAAAGCUAAAUUUACUAUGAAAAUGUUGAUACAAAAAAAGAUCUUUUUAGAGCCAAAUGAUGAAUUCGGUAUUAUAACAAUGGGUGAGGAUGUUACUGAAAACCCUGAUCAACUGCCAAAUAUUAAAUUGUACCAAGAAAAUUCCCGUGUUCCUGAUUGGGAAAUGGUAAAUUACAUUAAUAACUUACAAAGUAAACCAUAUGAUUGUAAUUGGAUUGAAGCUUUAUUUGUCAGUUUAGGAUUCAUACAAAAAAAUAUAAGUGAUCCUGAUGCUAAAUGUAUUCUAAUUAUCUUUAACAAUUUCAAAGAGAAAGAUGAAUCAAUCGAACCAUAUGAUAUUGAGGCUAUAGAAAGUCAACUACUUGAAUUUGAACAACUGCAUGUCAUAUUGGUAGGAGACAAUCCACUAAAUGAUAAUGUCAACUAUGAUGACUUAAAAUCAGCCAGUGAGAAAAUGGCAAAAACAAUGACAAUGCAGUGUGCAGCUGUACAAUAUGAAGAGAUAAAUGAUAUGAAAGAGGGUCGACAGUUUUUUACACCUCCACAAAGUCAUCCAGCGACUUAUAAGUUCCCAUUAGAAUGGGAUGAGAUCGUAAUCAGUUGUGCAUCAUACAUAAAGAUAACUGAAUCCAAAAAAUUAGAAACUUGGAAAAUGCAUGCAUUGGUAGAAAAUAUUGCAGAAGAGCCGAAAAAAGAAUAUCUUCAUAAAGAAGUCACAAUAUCAGAUAAAUCUAGAAACCAGGUGGAAUCUGUUGAAUUGACUAAGGCAUACAAAUUUGGUCAAAAAUAUAUACCAGUUUCAGAUGAAGAUGAAAUGCAAAUGGCGUUUAAAGGAACUGAAAAGGGAAUGAAAAUUUAUGGUUUUGCACUACAAAAAGAUGUUAAACUUGAAUAUUGGACUGGAAUUGGAACAAGAAUUAUUGUUCCAGAAACUGAAGAUGAUGCAAAAGCAUUUUACAGUCUUGUAAAAGCAAUGGUUGAAAUGAAUUAUGUAGCAAUUGUACGUAAAGUUUACCAAAAUGAUAAUGCUCCAAAAAUGGGUGUGCUUUUUCCAAAAACUGAACCUGAUUCUGUUUGGUGUCUUGUUCAUUUAGAAUUGCCUUUUGGACAUGAUACCAGAGCAGUCGAAUCAAAUUAUAUAAAGAAUGAAGCAAACUCAGAAAAAAUAAAAGCGAUGGAUCAAUUUAUAGAUUCGAUGACAAUCACUGAACAAGAACCGGCAUAUUUAAGAGAAGGUAUAUUUCCAAAUGUUCAUAAACAAUAUCAUUGGAAUACCAUUGCAGCUCGAGCUUUAAAGGCUGAUGAUGCAUUUUCAAUGGACGAAUACAUAAAAAAGGUUUUGGAACCUCCUGCCAGAUUAAAGAAUCAAUUCUUAGAAAUUGUUGAUAACAUGGAAUCAGUUUUUCCAAAUUGUGGUAAAAUUAAGAAAAAAAGUGACAAUCCUGAUCAGAGAAAAGAUAAAGAAAUGGAGGUUCAACAACAACAGCAACAACAACAACAAAAAGUUGAUGUAAUGAAAGAAGAAGUUAUGUUCUCUGCCGCUGAUAUAGAACUAAAAGCUGAAGAUUUUGAUGAAUUUUAAUCUUGCUGGGCGAGAAACAACUUAAUCAGUAUAUUUUUUAUUUAUUUAUUUCUUUCAAAUUGUAAAAUGACAUGAAAUUUUAAAUCAACUGCAGCAAGCAACUAAUUGAUUAUUUAAGUUUUCUAUUGAAAUGUAUUGAUAAUCACUGUGAUAAUAAAUUUGCUAUGAAAUUUA
Molecule: messenger RNA, 1993 nt
Organism: Trichogramma pretiosum
Lineage: Eukaryota; Metazoa; Arthropoda; Insecta; Hymenoptera; Trichogrammatidae
Product: X-ray repair cross-complementing protein 5-like
Exons: 12
Coding region: 140-1819 (559 amino acids)
Biological process (GO): double-strand break repair via nonhomologous end joining; cellular response to gamma radiation; cellular response to X-ray
Cellular component (GO): Ku70:Ku80 complex
Molecular function (GO): double-stranded DNA binding; telomeric repeat DNA binding
Source: RefSeq, a predicted model, not a curated record